AUGGCUCUUCUCCUUCUUCUUAGACCGGUCCUCUUACUCUCUCUCUUACUAUCCGCCCCAAUUCUCCGUUCCCAAGCUGCCUCGGGAUCGAUCGCCGAAGAAGAAGAUUUCUCGGAGGAGUUGCUUCUGAGGCCAUUGCCGGAUCGAAAGGUGCUGGCUCACUUCCACUUCCGGAGCAGGGCCCCACAUACUAGCUCCAAUGGCCUCCACCACCAUCUCUUCCCCAAAGCCAUAUCUCAGCUGCUACGGCUAAAAGGAAACUCACAAAAAAAGGUGAAGGCUGCCGCGCCGGCUUCGUCGGGUAAACGCCCUCACCUAGAAGUUGAAACGGUAGGAGACGCUCCUCGGCCCAAAAAACUCGUCAAGAAAUUGGCUAAGAAAGGGGAACAGGAGAUUCACGUUAUCUCUGGUCAAACCACGGGGGCAACUAUUCCUAGCGUUUCUCUUCUUCCUCUUGUCGUCGAAGCUUCGAUCGCGAUACAGCUAGACCCGUCGAUUGAGCCAGCCAUUAAUUCAGCUGUUGAGCAGCUUGCAACUUCAGCCCCGGUUGUUGCUUACGCCAAACCCAACUCGGUGGCUAUCACCCUGGAGGAAGCGACUCCUUCGGCUAAGAAGAACUCCCUUCCUAUCCCAAAGAAAACUACAGCGAUCAUCAUGGAAGAAAAGGAUAAUAAGAGUGAAGGUCCCCAGUUGGUAAGGAGGUCUCAGCCGGCCAAGAAAACCACUCUUAAUCCCCAACUGGUGGUCGAAACGGCUAGUCAAGUCGAGCCUCCCUCGGUCGAAGCCAAUCCCGAUCCUGCAAGGGCAUUGUUGGUUGAACUGGAACCAACAGCAGUGACUUCUGUUCACCCUCAGGAUCAAAAUAUUAGCAUUCAUCCUCAAGAAGUUACUUCGAAUUUUGUGCCCGAUUAUUCAUUUCACCGAAAAUUCUAUGCACUGAAAGGUGUUAUCUAUAUUUCUUGGCCACCUCAGUGGCCAUCGAAUGUGGAUAAACUCCAUUGACUGCAUGAAUUAAGAGGCUCCCUUAAACACUGGGCUCAGCCUCUAAGUUCUCUAGGUUCGAGCAAUGAACCAGCAGAUACAGCCAAAGUCUCAUCUCAGCAGGUCCUAGAGCAAACUUCCCCUUUCUUGUCAUUCUUCUCGCUUAAUUUUUCUAAACAUACAUAUAUCCUUAAUGCAGGUCCUAGAACAAACUUCCCCUUUCCUUGCUAGCUCUUCAGGGAUGAUCGGUUCCUUCGCCGCCACAACGGGUUCGGCUGAAACGAAUGCCAUUGCCAAGUUACAGGCGCUUUUAUCCUUAUCAGCCUCUUAAAUCCUUGAAUGCAAAUGCCUUAAUUCCAUGGGAGAAUGUUUGAAGGACCCUGCAGUCGACGGCCAUCUGAGCAAUGACGCCGUCACCCGAGUGUCUUCAACCUUAGAAUGAACUCGAGAAUAUUUUGGUAUCUUCGAGAAAGCUCUUCGGGCCACUUGAAAGCUGCAACGGUUGUUCAAGAAGCUCUUCGUCUAAAGGUCGAGGUGCUAAAGGUGAAGAAAGACCAAUUGGCCGACCCUGCAAAGGAUUUCGAGUCGAGCAAAACUUGUUUGAUUGAAUACACAGCUAGCACGAAGCGGAUCGAACAGUUGAAGAUGGAUAAGAGAAAUCAACAAGCUGAGGUCACCAUGGGCAAAGUGAGGUGGUUGGAGUUGAAGGCCGUCCUUGAAGUUUUUCUUCCUUCAUCACCCUAGACCUGUUUAGUUGUAAACUGGUCCAUCAGCUCUACUUGUACACCUUUUUCAUGAACUUAAUGAAAUGAACUUUUAUUCUCGCAUCUCCCAAGUGACUAGAUAAUAUGUUUUCAAAAAUUUUCCAUUGAUUGGCAGUUUAUGAAUUAGACCGGUUUGAUCUUUAAGGUGGUAUGCCCCCUUGCCAGGAACUUUAUGGACGACGAACGGUUCUACCUAAUUAAGCGACCAUUUCCUGAAUCUAGGAUCUUUGAUUCCUAAGGGCAACACAGUCUGCCAAACUAACUCUCCUUCAUCGAACCUUUUUUGUCUGACUCGUUGGUUAUAGGCUCGUUCAACAAUCUUUUUAUGUGCCACCAACAAAUUAUAAGCAUCGAGUCAAGUUUCCUUCAGGUCUUCUAACUUUUGUCUCAUCAAUUGAUUGUAUUCGACACUGAACAUACUACUUUGUUCAAUUGCUCGCAACGAAUUUAUACUUAACUCGACUAGUAACAUCGCGUUGUAUCCAUAAGUUAGCGUAUACAGAGUUUUCCCUGUUACCAACCGAAGCGAAGCCCAAUAUGCCUAUAAAACCUCGUUUAACUUUAAAUGCCACAUACCAGGCUCUUCUUUUAUUGUUUUUUCAAGAGUGCCGAUCAACACUUUAUUACUUGCUUCGGCUUGUCCAUUUGCUUGUGGAUAAUACAGCGUGGACUUUUUGAGCUGAAUUUUUAAACUUGCGGUGCACUCUUUGAAUCUGUCGGACGUAAAGAUUGUACCAUUGUCUGUUAUGAUUAUCUCUAGUACGCCGAAUCUAGUUUGAUAUUUUCUUCCACAAAAUUACAAACCUUUUUAGACGUUAACUCGGCGUAUGACUUUGCUUCAACCCAUUUGUUGAAGUAGUCUGUUGCAACAAGUAUCCAUGCAUACUUAGCUGAUCCAGAAGACAACGUAAUUUUUUCGAUUACGUACAUGGCCCAUCCUUUGAAUGGCCAAGGUUUGGUGACUGAGUGAAGUAAUUUGGCCAAGACUCGUUGUAUAGGCCCAUGAAUUUGACAUUGUACACAUCGUUGUGCAUACUCGAUACAAUUCUUCAAUAUAUUCAGCCAGAAAUAGUCGUGUCGUUGAAGCAGCCAACGCAUCUUGCACCCAAAUUGAUAAGCCCCGCAAAUUCCUUCAUGUACUUCUGCAAUUGCUUGGACAACCUCUCGCGGGCCGAGGCAUAAUAACAAUAAACCAUCCUCACAUUUUUGGUACAACUCGCUCUGAUACAACACAUAAUUUGUGGCAUAGACCUUUGUCAUGCGGUCGUGUUUGUUACUGAGGUUAUCAAGAUAUCACAUGAUUGACCUUCUCCAAUCGUCUGGUAAUGUCUCGAUAGCGUACACGUCUACAGGAUCUCCUCGUUCUAACAAUGAAGGUAAGGACAUUACUCGUGUAUGGAUCACGUGAUCGUGUUGGAGAACUUGUUGAUUGACCAAGGUCGAGUGUGAUCGUCAUACUACGGGUAUCACUCGGCCUAGCUCAACCCAAAGAGUCGUGCGUCGGAGGCUAUUUAAGCCAACUCGUCUGCAUCGGUAUUUUAAACACGAGAGAUAUGUUUGAACAUGAUACCAUCAAACGACUCGUCCAAAUAGCUGGCAACCAUGUGAUAGGGCGGCAGAGUACAACUCAUGCAGCGGAAAGUUCCAUUGAGUUGGUUAAUCACAAGUUCUGAAUCGCCGAGGACGAGUACGUGGGCUGCCCUUAAGUCGUGAAGGACGUUGAUGUCGAUGAUAAGGGCUUUGUAUUUGGCCUGAUUAUUUGUGCAAUCAAAAUCAAGCUUGAGAGAAAAAUACUAGUGAUGUUGAUCUGGGGAUUGAAUGAUAAUUCGAACACCAUCCGAGGCUGAAGUACUAGAACCAUCAAAAUACAUUGUCCAAUAAUUGUCACGUGUUUCCACCAUGCCGCUUUCAAUGUCGUUACCCCCGAAACCAUAUGGAGAAGAAUGUUGAGCUAAGAAAUCGGCAAGUGAUUGCCCUUUGAUAGCUUUUUGUGGCACGUACUGGAAACUAAAUUCGGAUAGUGUCAUUGUCCAUUUCCCAAUUCGGCCUUUGACCAUUGGUCGAGUGAGCAUAUAUCGAAUAACAUCAGUUAGGGCGAUGACCUGAGUGACAGAAGGGAACAUGUAAUUUCUACAGCUGAAUAAUUGAUUUCAGGUGAGUUAAGAUUCUGGCUGAGAUAAAAGAUGGCAUGUUCACGCCCGAUAUAGUUUCCUUGUGCGAAAAGGCAAUCGAUAGACUCUUUGGCCGCCGAAAUGUAUAGCUUAAGAGGUUUACCAUGUCGAGGCGGCACAAGGACGGGUGAGGUUGUAAAGGAAACCUUGCCGCUUGAUGUUCUUCACGCCACUCAAACUUGUUCGAAUCCUUGAGUUUCAAAAGCGUAGAGAACGCCUUCAUUUUUCCUACUGAAUUAGCUAUGAAAAGACGAAGAAAGUUUAUCUGGCCAAGUAAAGACUAAAGUUGCUUUUUGGUCAUGGGGGGUGGAGCGUCCAUGAUUGCGCAAGCUUUGUUUUCGUCCACCUCUAUGCCACGAUGAUGCACAAGGAAACCUAAGAAAUUGUCGACUGAUAAGCUGAAUGGCUAGGUUCAUUUUAAAGCCAUGCUGGCGCAUACGAAGGAAAACUUGCCGAAUGUCAUCUAAAUGGGUUUGGCGGCGUUUCGAUUUGACGACUACGUCGUGAUAUAUACCUCUAUGAUUAUACCAAUCAGGUCAUGCAAGAUGGUAUUCAUGGCACGUUGGUACGUGGCACUAACAUUUUUAAGGCCAAAUGGCAUGACUACCCAUUCAUGUCCUAAGUGCCCCCAGACAACAAAAGGCAGUUUUUUGAACAUCGGCUUCAACGAUAAAGAUCUGAUUGUAGCCAGCAUGGCCGUCCACGAAAAGACAAUAUUUCAUGAUUGGUCGCAGUGUCAAUUAACAAAUCUGAAAUUGGCAUCGGAUAUUCAUCUUUGGGGGUUACUAGAUUCAAUUUACGAAAAUCGAUGCAAAUGCGUAGAGCGUCGCUUUUCUUUAACAUUGGUACGAUAUUCACCAACCAUUCGACGUAUCAAGCUAUCCGAAUAAACCUGGCUUUUAAAAGCUGAACUAGUUCAUCUUUUAUGCUGAGUUGUACUUCAGUCAAGAAUCACCGAGGGGGUUGGCGAAAAGGCUUACAACCAUCUUUGAUGCGUAAUUCAUGCUCGACAAGGUUUCGAUCUAGACCAGACAUCUCAUGGUAACUCCAAGCAAAACAAUCUUUAAACUUGUUGAGUAAUUUACAAAGUUCAAUUUUCAUGAAUUGAGGUAACAAUGCACUAACAAAUAGCGGCCGAGGGUCAUCGGCCGUUCCAACAUUUAUUUCCUCUAAUGGGCUUUUGACUUGGGGCCGACUAUCUUCGAGCUCGACCGAGGUAGCUUGAACUUCAUCAAGGGAUAAGACGGGACCAUUAUCUCUUUCGGUGAGAAACUCCACAAGGUUUACGCCCAAAUUUGGUUGUUUGGAAAUAGUAUACCAAUGGGCCAGCAGUCAUUCCGUAGUAGAUGAAAUCACGGCCUGGUGUUCGGUGUGUUUGGUAUCAAACAUCAGGAUCGGUAAUGAGGUCAGCCAGCUCGAGUCUCGCCGAAUCUUGUUGAAUAGUCUUGGCACCAACCUUGAUGGCUUUUUGAACCAAAAUCUAAGUCUGCAUUCCUUCAUCGUUAAGACCAUUCAAGGUGAUGUAGUCGACGUAGUCGUCAAAGUAACGUGCAUGGAUCAUGUUAGCCUUGAAUGGCUAAUUAUCGGCUAGAUGAACCACAACCGAUUUGUUGUCCCAAAAUAUGAAAACUUGAUAUAACGAUGAAGGGAUACAACCUAUUUGAUAAAUCCAUUCUCAACCGAGCAAUGUGUUAUAUUCAGUCUUUGAGUCAACGAUGAAGAAUGCAGUCAUGUGAUUGCGACCUGCGAUAUUGACUUCUAACGGAAGUUCCCCUUAGUCUGGGAUUUAUCUCUGACGAAGCUACUCAUGGUGACUCCUGAUGGGAUAAGUUCGUCAUUAGAGCGACGUAGUGCUUUCAUGAUGGAGACGGGUAUGAUGUUGACCAUUGCUCCGUAGUCGACGAAGAUUUGGGAGACUGGAUAUCCUUCGAUGUGAGCUGUGACAUACAACAACUUUAAAUGAUGAAGAUUGGCUGAAGAAGAGUGGGGAAACAACUCGGUAAGGGCUACUUUGAGUUUGUCUUCUUUGCUUACUUGCUCGUCUUCCUCCAUGAUGAUGAAGUUGACUUGCAUUGCUUCUUCGGCAACCACAUCACCAUCCAAGAAAUUUGGUUGGGACGUGAUUGGCUGAAAUUCAAUCAGUAGAAUGUGGACCAUGCUAAUAUCCAUGUUGUCGAGAACCGAAGGGCUCAUUGGGUUACGGUCGUCGUCUUCUGACUAUCGAGCAAAGUAUCCUAUUUUGGAGUGUCAUAAACCUGAUUAGUUUUCUUUUCAAGUAAUUGUUCAUGUGAUGCAUCCAGCAUUCCAGUUUCAUUCUAAUUGCUAUCCCCGAGUUUGCUCGACAUUAGAAACCGGUCUCAUCCUUGGGACGCCUUACUGGUACGCUCUUGAUAGGUAAUUCGGGCAUCUUUCGUGUUUAAGUAAGCAUCUAGAAGAGACACGGCUGAGAAAACUUCAAAAUGGUAUCGUAAAUAUUAGAGGUCUUCAAGGGAGAAAGAAAGCUCAGUAGUAUCUAUGUUAGUAUAUGGGUCGACAUCGAAGCCAAGAACUCGAGCUUCUCGUAUAUCCUAGAACCUGGCCAUCAUUCCCGAAUCAGUAGUCUUUUGAAUAAUUUGUUCGGCAUCAAGGCAAGUUAAUGCCAGGCCAAGCGCCUCUUGACACACCUUUGGUAAGCCAUACAGGUCAUUAAUGGAAUAUUUCUUGGGAAAUUUCUACAUGUACUCUAAGGCUUCGCCGAGAAAUUGAGGGUGUAGAUUUCAUCGGACCUUUAUUAAUGGCUUUUGUGAAGGCAAUGGAGGAAGUUUGCUUUCUGCUUCCUUCCUGAGAUGUUCGAAACGAGCCUUCAUUUCCCUAGGCUAGAGAAAAAGUUUGAUGUGCUUCUUAGACUCUUUUAUCGUGGUCUCAAAAUUGUGAUCGAUCGCCUUCUUUCCGUGAAGUAAUUUAGCCAUGGUUGCUAGAGGUUGUCGAUCAUCUUCGUUAUCUAUUAUUUCUUUCGGCUGCCAUUUGGUAGCCAAGGUAGCUUGAGCUGCUUGUCGACGGGCCAUGCAGUCUAUUCACUGGCACUAGCGUUUCUGCGAUUUGGAAAGUGCUGUAUACACGCAGGUAGGAGAAUUGUAACUAUACCACAUUUGGUCGCAUGGCUCGGGUGGCUUGAAGGUCUUUUGGCUCAUAGAAUAACUCGAGUUGCUAGAGUUGCGCGCAUAAUAGUCCUCGUUAUAAAAUGGUGUGUCAAAAUCAAGGCGUCAUCUGGCUGAAGGUUGCUCAUCGAUCCGUGUCUGAGGGUUGAGUCUAUCGAAAACUCUCUGGCAUUGUUCUACGCCGAGCACUUUUUGAGGUGUCGUUACGGCCGUAGGAGGUGGUUGUUUAUAGCCUGAGGUGGUCUUUUAGCUUGGUGAAGAUGACAUUUGCCUUACACCGCCCAUCUGCUUCUUUUGCGCUGAAGGCUGACAUAAGCUCGACUACAACUGGUCCUAAAAAAUCUCUAGGCGACUUGUUUGAAAAUAAAUCAAUCUUAAGUUGUGGUCGAGAGUUCUGCUUUGGGACGUGUUGCAUUGGAAUGAACUUAGCCUUUCCUUUGCCUUUGUCUUUAGGCAAAUGAGCAUGUACCAUGUUUAUUGUUGUCGUAAGAUAUAGGUCGAUAUCGAUGCCCAUUUUCUUUUCUGGAAACUUGAGUUUAUCAUUGUCAAUCCAACUUUGGAUGACGUCUUGAAAUACGACACAAUUGUUUGUCUUGUGCUUGUUCAAGUUAUGGUACUUGCAAUACGUUUUUCCUUUCAAUUCUUCAGCUUUGGGGAUAUUAUGCCCAGGCAGAAGUUUGAUAAUUUUGGCAAGUAGCAAUUGAUCAAAGAUGGCGUCGGCCUUAGUAAUGUCGAAAGUAUAAACUUUCGUUGAUUUGAUAAGAGGCUCUUCAGGGGCCGAGCGAGUUUUGGCAUCUUUGGGAUUGACAUGAGCCAACGCCUUGCAUAUAUAUGGCUUGUCAAUUAUUAUAUCGGCCGCGUCUAUACUAGCAUAUUCUUCAGCUUCGGCCGACGUAUAACUGACCGUGGGGUUUUUGUAAAUUGUUCCUCUGGACGGGGACUUCGAAGCCUUCUUUUCUCAGAGUAAAUAGUCGUAUUGCUCGACAUGUUGAGCUAAUUCGUACAUGUCACGGAAGAGUAAUUUCUACAACAUAAUCCAGAGGAGUAAUUUCUACAAUACAAUAAGAGUAAAUUACUUUUAAAUGCUUUUAAGUCACCCUAAGAUUUUUCUUGUUUUUCACUACUAAACUUGAUUUAUA
Messenger RNA from Pyrus x bretschneideri (Chinese white pear), 8192 nucleotides. RefSeq lists its product as uncharacterized. Gene Ontology annotation, cellular component: GPI-anchor transamidase complex. Bases 1 to 1002 code for a protein of 333 amino acids. The transcript is spliced from 4 exons. Gene Ontology annotation, biological process: attachment of GPI anchor to protein. Lineage: Eukaryota; Viridiplantae; Streptophyta; Magnoliopsida; Rosales; Rosaceae. The record is from RefSeq and is a predicted model, not a curated record.